CUUCCCGGCUGCCGUUAGUUCCGGUGGGAGCGGCGGGGAAGGGGGGGGGCGGCGGGACCGGGCUGCGCGGCGGGGCCGCAGUACAUGGUCACUGUCAGCUUCUGGCCAUCCCAAUAAUGAAAUCAGAAACUAAGGAUGGAGAAGAGGAAAGCCUGCAGACAGCAUUCAAAAAGCUAAGAGUUGACACAGCUGGAUCUACUGCUUCUCUCUCUGUGGGUGAAGGGACAAGUUCAAGAGCACUAAUUAGAACAGUAGCAGAUGAAACUAAACCUAAGAAUGUGUGUUCUUCUAAGGAAACCUGGCAUGGGUCUGUGAAGAAGCCUUUACGAGGAGUUGUGAGAACCCAGCGUCGAAGGCGUUCCAAGUCUCCAAUUCUUCAUCCUCCCAAGUUUAUCCAUUGCAGCACAAAAUCACAUUCCACCUGCAACCAGCUAGUACACAAGAGCCAGACUGAUGCCCCGAGUGACAGCAGUGGGUUUGGGGUGGCAGUCCCAGCAGAAGGCUGUGCACACGAACAAUGCAGUGUUGCUUCUGAUGUUGACCCAAAGAGAGCUGAUGUCGAGUCUUUGGGAGCUUCUGUUCCACAGUCAGUUACACAGAACUCUCCAGCUGCUGUUUCCCUAGUGUCCAAGGCAAGCCUACAGACCUCAGAGCUUGCUGACUUCCAGUCCAUGUCCAAGCUGAACACCAACAAGCCAUGUACAUGUGCAGAUAAAGCCUGUCAGUGUAAACGAUGGCAAGAUAUGGAAGUGUACAAAUUCUCUGGCUUGCAGAACACCCUCCCAGUGGCACCUGAUAGAAGAACAGUUUCUGAGGAUCACACCCAGUCUUUGCCAUCAAGAACUCCUGCAAGUUCCCCACGUUCUUGCUCUGAGCAAGCCAGGGCCUUUGUGGAUGAUGUGACUAUUGAAGAUCUUUCGGGAUACAUGGAAUAUUACUUGUAUAUUCCGAAGAAAAUGUCUCACAUGGCAGAAAUGAUGUACACUUGACAGCAAAGAGCACUAAGACCAGAAGGGUGGGUGGUUUAAAUCUGCCCUCUUAGCACACUCAUGUGAGAUGCAACCCACUCCCUGCUCACUGUGCUUGCAAUAAAAACACUUCUUAGCAUCUUAGCUAAUGUUUGUUAUUUAAGCUGGACAAACAGGCUAGCUCAAGCUUUACAGUUUAAGCUUGAAAUAGAUAAUGAAGUAAACACUGUGAAUGUGUUUAGAGGGUACCUGCCUUUACAGAAGUGACCCAACAUUUGGGGAAAUUCUACAUUGUUUUCAAAGUCCUGUUUUGAUUUGUUUAGAGGGAAAUUUCUAGAUUGCUUGGUAAUUAGAGCUCUUACUGUGAGAAA
Messenger RNA from Apus apus (common swift), 1339 nucleotides. RefSeq names its product oxidative stress-responsive serine-rich protein 1-like. NCBI's taxonomy places the organism in Eukaryota, Metazoa, Chordata, Aves, Apodiformes, Apodidae. Bases 117 to 989 code for a protein of 290 amino acids. The transcript is spliced from 4 exons. The record is from RefSeq and is a predicted model, not a curated record. Gene Ontology annotation, biological process: cellular response to hydrogen peroxide.